AUGGCGUUAAUCCAGCCUUUUUCCGUCUCUGGAAAAACCGCCAUCAUAACUGGCGCCGGCUCUGGUAUCAAUCUUGCUUUCGCGGAACUUCUUCUCUCCCGGGAUUGCAACGUCGUCUUUGCGGAUCUGGAGCUGCGGCCAGAGGCAAAAGAUGUCAUUUCCAAGUACCAGAGCGACGAAAGAAACCAGGCUUCCUAUAUCCGGACAGACGUAACCUCAUGGUCCGACCUCACUAAAAUGUUUAACUUUGCCCUUGAAACUUAUGGUGAUUUCGACAUUGUUUGUCCUGGAGCCGGAGUAUAUGAGCCUCACUGGUCCAAUUUCUGGCAUCCACCUGGGUCCAGCGAAAGUAGGGAUGCGCUCGACAAAGAUCACUACGCGCUGCUUGACGUCAAUCUGACGCAUCCCAUUCGUGUAACUCAGAUGGCAAUAUCGCAUUGGCUGUAUCCUCGCCCGCCGGCCGAAGGUUCCAAAUUCAAGAGUGCUCCCCCCAAGGUGUCCGUCGGUAACCCGAAGAGGGUUGUUCACAUCUCUUCAGUUGCUGCCCAGAUUCCCGUGUUUAGAGCGCCGCUAUACGGCGCAUCAAAGUUUGGUCUUUCAGGCUUCAUCCGCUGUCUCGCACAACUAGAACCUCGAUUUGGCGUGCGCGUGAACGGCGUCGCCCCUGGUGUCGUGCGAACUCCUCUUUGGACGGAGCAUCCGGAAAAGCUGAUGAAUGUUGACGUUGCCCAAGACGCGUGGGUCACUCCGCAAGAAGUGGCUCAAGCAAUGCUGCGAUGCGUUGAAGAAAACGUCAACUUUGGGGGAACGAUCCUGGAAGUUGGCGCAGGCAAUACUAGGAGAGUAAAGAUUUACAACGAUGCAGGCCCGGAUCUAGAUCCCGCCAAGGGGCUUGUUACCAGCAAUAGUGCUCUUGGUGAUGAUGAAGUUGUUGACUGGCUACAUGAAGAGGCCAUUUGGGGAGCUCACGAAUAG
Trichoderma virens Gv29-8 is the source of this 975-nucleotide messenger RNA. RefSeq lists its product as uncharacterized. Bases 1 to 975 code for a protein of 324 amino acids. The record is from RefSeq and is a predicted model, not a curated record. NCBI's taxonomy places the organism in Eukaryota, Fungi, Ascomycota, Sordariomycetes, Hypocreales, Hypocreaceae. Gene Ontology annotation, molecular function: oxidoreductase activity, acting on the CH-OH group of donors, NAD or NADP as acceptor. The transcript is spliced from 2 exons. Gene Ontology annotation, cellular component: cytoplasm.